Exophiala oligosperma is the source of this 1330-nucleotide messenger RNA. Its product is annotated as extracellular protein. The transcript has a single exon. Lineage: Eukaryota; Fungi; Ascomycota; Eurotiomycetes; Chaetothyriales; Herpotrichiellaceae. The coding region runs from base 193 to 1062 and encodes 289 amino acids. The record is from RefSeq and is a predicted model, not a curated record.
CUGCGCCUUGUCUGGAGUCGUCAGCAAAUGAAAGAUUUACGCUUGCGACGUUGUCGUGGCUUACAGCCUUUUUACUGCAGCCUUGCAGCACAACUCCAUACUUUUUUUUCUAUAAGGCCGGAAGCCUCGCAGCAUCAUUGUUCCCUGACCACCACCAUGACUAUAAUUCUUUAAUCAGGCGACAAAAGAACGAUGAUCCUGCUCACCCUCCUAAACCUGCUCCUUGGAGUAGUCUUCUGUACAGCACUUCCGCAAAGGACGUCGCUAGCACCUAGCUUAGUUGCAAGAAGCAUAUGCUCACCCCGACCAAAGGGCCUUUGGCAGCCUGUGGUUGGAGUAUCAUGGAAUUACCAGUUGCUCAAGCCAGUCGCUUCACCAUCAACAAUUGCCUCCAAACCCAAGGUGUGGGACAUUGACUUAUUCGACAACAAUGCCACCUCCAUCAGCACCAUGAAAAGCAACGGCCACCGAGUCAUCUGUUACUUUUCCGCCGGCAGUUACGAGAACUGGCGACCUGAUGCAUCCAAAUUCAGCCCCUCGGAUCUGGGUAACGAUCUCGACGGAUGGCCUGGUGAAAAAUGGCUCAACAUCAGUUCGCCGAAAGUUCGGACCAUCAUGAAGGCUCGCCUAGAUCUCGCGGUACACAAGGGUUGUGACGGAGUCGAUCCCGACAACGUUGAUGGAUACGACAAUGACAACGGCCUCGAUCUGACGCAGGACGACUCGAUCGACUACAUGAUCUUUCUUGCCAACGAGGCACACGGGCGCAAUUUAUCGAUCGGCCUCAAGAACGCCGGUGCCAUCAUUGACGAUGUCGUCGAGUGUAUGGAAUGGAGUGUCAAUGAGCAGUGCGUCCAAUAUACUGAGUGCGACACGUAUGCAGUCUUUAUACAACACCAGAAACCCGUCUUCCACGUCGAGUACCCAAAAGGCCCAGACACCAGUAAUAACAACCCGGUCUCGUCUAAGACGAAGAAAAAGUAUUGCACUGAUCCAGACGAAGCUCAUUUUUCGACCAUCCUCAAGAACAUUGAUCUGGACACAUGGAUCGAGACAUGUUGAUACUGGGAAUAAUUACCAAACUAGUUACUGUUGUACAAAAUCGUGAAUACAAAAACCGCAUUAAUUCAGCUGCAACUGCACUUUAACCACCUCGAUGGGGCUUCGAUUUGGGAAAACAAAUCUUCUGCAGAUUCAAGGAAGUCGAAGGCCACACCAGCUAUUGAACCGCUAAGCCUCGUUCGUUGAUUGCAACACGCGAGUAUAAAGUGGCUGAGGUGAAUGGAAUUGACUUUUCCUCGUCCCAGGCCAAUCAAUUAUCAAGGCCUCG